Hippopotamus amphibius kiboko is the source of this 1185-nucleotide messenger RNA. RefSeq names its product CMRF35-like molecule 8. The record is from RefSeq and is a predicted model, not a curated record. Bases 105 to 1031 code for a protein of 308 amino acids. Gene Ontology annotation, molecular function: transmembrane signaling receptor activity. Gene Ontology annotation, cellular component: plasma membrane. Lineage: Eukaryota; Metazoa; Chordata; Mammalia; Artiodactyla; Hippopotamidae. The transcript is spliced from 7 exons.
CAGAAGUGGGAACCUGGACGCCUGAUCCCCCUCCUCGAGGGGCACUGAAGCCUCGGGACCAGCUGGGGUCUGGCCCUGUCGCAGGCGGCCACCGCGCUGGAGAGAUGGCCCCGCGGCACCAGGCCACGUGGCUGUCCCCCGCUCUGCUGCUUCUCUGGGUCCCAGGCUGUCUGUCCCUGAGUGGCCCCCGCAGAGUGACAGGCACCGUGGGGGGAUCCCUGAGCGUGGAGUGUCGGUACGAGAAGGAAUUCAUAGACAACAACAAGUACUUUUGCAAGAGCCUAUGUCUGUCACCGUGGAGGAUCGUGCAGACCAGCAAGUCAGAGAGAGAAGUGAGGAGGGGCCCUGUGUCCAUCAGGGACCAUCCCGCAAACCUCACCUUCACAGUGACCUUGGAGAGACUCAGAGAGGAUGAUGCAGGAACGUACUGGUGUGGGAUCGAUACUUCCUGGUUGGAAGGAAUUCUUCGAGACCCUGCCUUCCAGGUUGCGGUGUCUGUGAUCCCAGGUGAGCUGUGCACACCCCCGACAAUCGCGGCCGAGACCUCGACAAUAGCAACUGAAAUUUCAACUGUGUCCUUCACCACCCUGGCCACAGACAGCACCACCCACAGCGCCAGCAGCCAGGAGGAAGUGCAGCCCAUGCAGCCCUGGGGGCUCCGAUUGCUGCUGGCCUUGUUAGCACUUCUGCUGCUUCUGUUGGGGGGCAUCUCACUGCUGGCCUGGAGAAUGGCUCAGAGGCGGGUCAAAGCUGGUAAGACGGCAGAGCUGCCCCAGAACUCCAGCCAGGCUGCGGAGCAGACGGAGCCCUGCUAUGAGAAUCUAGAGCUGCACACGUGUCCUCUUGCAAAACAACCCGCUCAGCCCAUGCAGGUGGAGGAGGAGUACAGCAUGGUGGGGCAUCCCAGUGAAAAUCUUCACUACACCUCGGUGGUAUUUGACCCCAGGAGACAGGAUUCUGAGGGAAACAGGGUUCCCUCCCAGAAGCCCCAGACACAGGAGCCAGUGUACACCAUGGUUAAGAAGACGUAAGCUUGUGUCUCCAGCCUUGCCAGCUGGAGGGCUCUGUGGGUCACAGGAGGCCCAGGGCUCGGCCCCCACCCACAUCCCCCACCACCUGCUCCCCUUGAUGGUGACCAACAAGGCAGCUGGGCUCCCCAAAGCUGUCCCUCUUGUGCCAUCAGCC